AAAAACGAGUUUAAUGUCCGCGUUUACAGUAUCUUAGCAUCAAGUCAAACAAAUGUAACUUGGUCUUUCUGGCCUCUACCACAAUGAUUAUCACUAUAAGGAAGCAUUUCGCAUUCAAAUUAAAUUCCCAUCACAAAAGAUUAUAAAAACUUAUUCGAUAAACGACUUAUAAUUUCAGGUAAAGUUUAUUAGCAGGAAGAACUUGUUUAUAGGUUCACUUUGCCGACAGGAGAUAAUAGCUUUGAUAAACAAAAGGAAAGUGCGAAAAAUAUUUUCUUUUGUUUUGGCAAUUCAAUGGAGGGUUGACGGUAUUGUAUUCCAGUCCCGCCCGCACAAAUAUAAACACGCGUAACACGUAUAACAAAUAUAUAAACACGCUUGUCAGCCACCAAACCAGAGCAAAGUCAUCGUGAAGUAGUGAGCGAGACGUAGAGAAGCGAAAAGAGAAAAGGCAGUGACCAAUUCGCCAUGAGAAACCCGUCACUUACAUUCGAAGAAGAAUCUAGAAAGAACACGGCCAAGGCCAGACAGCGUCGCAGGAGAACAUUUUAUACCGAUUCCCAACUUCGCCGCAUGGAAGAAGUCUUCGAGAGAGACCGCUUUCCUGGAAUUGCAGCACGGGAAUCGCUAUCAGAGGAACUCGGGAUCAAGGAGGAUCGCUUGCAGGUUUGGUUCCAGAACCGUCGAGCUCGUUGGCGUAAAAGUGAGAUCAAGAAUAAACCAAUGCUACACUCCGAUAUUCCCGACUCCAAGUCCAUUCCACCAUCAACGAGCUUCCCAGAGUCAGGCGCUGUCUUCUCGCCAUUCACGCUUACUGCCGCUGGCUUGUACCCGAGCGCUGUGCUGGCUCAUCCUUUCGUGUUUAACAACCCCGAGUUCCUCAGAGAACACCAAGAGACCCUGAAAUAUCCGACGAGUCCAUCGGCACCAUCCAGCUCAUCUCCGAUCAUCUUCCGACGAACUCCACUCGGAUUCGCCGAAGACUCCACACACCAUCCGCUGACCCUCAACCACUGCAGCUCCAAUGAAUCCCAAGGAGCCGUUCACGAAUGCAACGAGACAGACGACAAGAAAACGAAAGGUCUGUUUAGGCCAUAUUUGGACGAGGACGUGCAGACCAAAUGGAGUAGGGAUGAAAUGACAGCAGCCGCUGGACUGCUGAUCGCAGGCGUACGCUAGCAUGCAAACAUUCACGCAUCAUUCACUAUUCUAUAUUAACUAUGUAAAACUUGAUGUACCUUGUAACGAUGUUCUCAGUUUCAGUUUUAACAAUGCAAUAACGUUUGUUGUUUCAUCAAACAUAAAUGGUAGCAAAUGAAGCUUGCUGGUGCACAUUUGUGCGUUUCGUAUGUAGUUAUUCCUUACCCAUUUAUUUCUUGUUAUUUUUUGUUUCGUUUCUCAAGUGGUCAUGGCAUUAUAAGUUUGCUUUGCUAUUUUUUUUACCGCGUAUUAUCGUCUAAGAUGAUCAAUUUUACGCAAAUUAGCACAGACUUUUGUUUUCCUCUAUCCCAUUGGCAGUUAUUUUGAAUAGACCGCAGGAACACUCGUUCUUCGCAGGUCUUACACAGUGCUCUCCCCAGUCUCCCGAAGAUCAUUUAGAUGAAUCAUCCUAGUUUGGCCUGUGCCGAGAUCCCCCCUUAUAGUCUGCCAUUUGUAGAUCCUGCCUUAUAGUCUGCCAUUUGUAGAUCGUGCCGAGGGAUGAUAACUCCCCUUAUAGUCUGCCAUUUGUAGAUCGUGCCGAGGGAUGAUAACUCCCCAUAUAGUCUGCCAUUUUUAGAUCCUGCCGAGGGAUGAUAACUCCCCUUAUAGUCUGCCAUUUUUAGAUCCUGCCGAGGGAUGAUAACUCCCCUUAUAGUCUGCCAUUUGUAGAUCCUGCCGAGGGAUGCUAACUCCCCUUAUAGUCUGCCAUUUGUAGAUCCUACCGAGGGAUGAUAACUCCCCAUAUAGUCUGCCAUUUGUAGAUCCUGCCGAGGGAUGAUAACUCCCCAUAUAGGUUCAGUUGGUGUUGACAAAAUUUUUAUAUGCGUGCCCUGGUAACCAUAGUAACGAAGUUUUGAGACAUAGGUUUAAUGAGAAUUAGGCAAAACGCUUUAAGUCGUCAAGAUCAACUAUUAAUACGACGUGCUCAACGUAAAUCCAUUUCAUAUAAACGUUUUAUCCAAGUUUCGAAAAAAGCACAAUAAAAAUUUACAUCUCUAUUUUAGGGGUGAGGGGUGGUGUUUUUUUGUCAAUUUUUUACCUUCUCGAAAUAGUGCUUGUAGAAAUAGCAAAAAAAAAACAUUCAUACCCACCUGAAAUCAUUAAUACAACUUGAAACGAAGAUUAAAUAUUGUCAAAAAGCUUCAGAUUUUGCCACCCAGUUUUUAUUGAUUAAAAUAAAUAACUUUCUUUUAUUAUUACUUUAAUUAAGAGUCCAGUUGAAAACUUAUGCUAUAUUAAAGGUACCAUGCCAAUCAAUGACGUCAAAGGUGUCAUAUAUUGUUGUCAUAGAAACAGUGUCACUAAUAAUAUAUGUCUACUGCAAGAUUAUCGAAAAAAGACAUACAGAAAUACACAUGUA
Nematostella vectensis (starlet sea anemone) is the source of this 2560-nucleotide messenger RNA. Its product is annotated as homeobox protein prophet of Pit-1. The record is from RefSeq and is a predicted model, not a curated record. NCBI's taxonomy places the organism in Eukaryota, Metazoa, Cnidaria, Anthozoa, Actiniaria, Edwardsiidae. The transcript is spliced from 3 exons. Gene Ontology annotation, molecular function: RNA polymerase II cis-regulatory region sequence-specific DNA binding; DNA-binding transcription factor activity, RNA polymerase II-specific. Bases 469 to 1179 code for a protein of 236 amino acids. Gene Ontology annotation, biological process: regulation of transcription by RNA polymerase II; anatomical structure morphogenesis. Gene Ontology annotation, cellular component: nucleus.